GCAAACCGAGGGAGAAAAAAACAGAGCGACUGAGAGUGAGAGGAAAAGAAACGCUAAAAAAGAAACGGGAAGAUCGGCGAGCGAGGGUUUCGAAACGGGAAGUAUUUUCUUGGUUGGGGAAUUGUGAAACGAUAGCGUUGUCGAGAUGGCGGAGCAUGCAGACGAAGUGAAGGCGGCGGAGUCUUUGUUGGACAAGGUACCGGACAAGAUCCACGGUCACGAUUCGUCGUCGGCGUUACCGCCGUCGGAGGCAGUGCGCGACAAGGGCAUUGGCGGUGGCUAUUCGGCAUCGUUGAAGUCCAAGGUUAACAGGCUCUUUGGGAGGGAGAAGCCCGUGCACCACGUCUUCGGUGGCGGAAAAGCCGCUGAUAUUUUCCUUUGGAGGGGCAAGAAGGUGUCGGCAGGUGUUCUUAUCGCCUUAACGAUCAUAUGGGUUUUCUUUGAAUUGCUUGAAUACCAUCUGCUGACUCUGGUCUCCCACUUGUUGAUUAUUGGGAUUGUUAUGUUGUUCUUGUGGUCCAACGCUUCAACCUUCAUUAACAAGUCUCCACCCCACAUUCCACAAGUUCAAAUUCCUGAGAAGCCGGUUCUACAGAUUGCGUCUGCAAUUACAUCAGAGAUCAACCGUGCUUUUGUUAUCGUGCGGGAGAUUGCAUCUGGGAAGGAUCUGAAGCAGUUCCUCUCUGCGAUUGCUGGCUUGUGGGUUGUGUCCAUCUUGGGGAAGUACUACAACUUCUUGACCUUGGUCUACAUAGCGGUUGUUUUGCUCUUCACACUUCCUGUGUUCUAUGAGAAAUACGAUGACCAGGUGGAUGCGGUUGCGGAGAAGGCACUGACUGAGAUGAAGAAGCAGUAUGCAGUAUUUGACGCAAAGGUGCUAAGUAAAAUUCCUAGGGGGCAGACGAAGGCCAAGAAGUUUUAGAGUGGUUGACGUGCAGCCGGUUCUAUUAACUGUGUUUUGCCAGGGUGUUGUGCACAUUUUGUCCAUGAUUGCUUAGGAUCCUCGUCUCCAUUUCAUAGUUCGCGAGUCCGCUGGAUUCACGGUGGGGAAUGUGAAUGUUUCAUACUUGUUUCGCUAAUAUAUUUGGUU
Molecule: messenger RNA, 1090 nt
Organism: Malus domestica (apple)
Lineage: Eukaryota; Viridiplantae; Streptophyta; Magnoliopsida; Rosales; Rosaceae
Product: reticulon-like protein B2
Source: RefSeq, a predicted model, not a curated record